Messenger RNA from Penicillium verhagenii, 3573 nucleotides. It is a transcript of the gene ctpA, whose product is annotated as Cu(2+)-transporting P-type ATPase CCC2. Bases 1 to 3573 code for a protein of 1190 amino acids. Gene Ontology annotation, molecular function: ATP binding; copper ion binding; ATP hydrolysis activity. Lineage: Eukaryota; Fungi; Ascomycota; Eurotiomycetes; Eurotiales; Aspergillaceae. Gene Ontology annotation, biological process: copper ion homeostasis; monoatomic cation transport. The record is from RefSeq and is a predicted model, not a curated record. The transcript has a single exon. Gene Ontology annotation, cellular component: membrane.
AUGUCUGCCGAUGCUGCAGGCCCGCGCGAUGCGGCCUCUCCCAGUCGACUGCCCGCCAUGGCUACCACGACCGUCAAAGUGGAUGGCAUGACCUGCGGAGCCUGUACUUCUGCCGUCGAGGGCGCUUUUACAGGGGUAGAUGGCGCCGGCGAGGUCUCUGUGAGCUUGAUAAUGGGCCGGGCUGCGGUACAACACGAUCCGACAAUACUUUCGCCGUCAAAAGUGGCGGAGAUGAUCGAGGACUGCGGAUUUGAUGCGUCGGUUUUGUCGACAGAGGAGCAUCUAAAAACUAUCGUGAACGAUCUGCAGGAAACGCCCAGAACUUAUUCAUCGACAACUACCCUCGCGAUCGAAGGCAUGACUUGCGGCGCAUGCACCUCUGCUGUUGAGAGCGGACUGGCUGACGUUGCUGGUAUCAACUCGGUCAAUGUGUCGCUGCUCUCGGAGCGAGCUGUGGUGGAACAUGAUGCGGACAUUAUUACCCCGGAGCAAAUAGCGGAAAUAAUUGAGGAUCGAGGAUUUGGAGCGCGAGUGUUGGAAACCAAGGCGCCGGCUGGCUCGUGCGAUGGUUCCACACUUGGUGAUAUGAUUGAAGACAAGAGAGGACACAUGGUUACUACAGUUUCUAUCGGAGGAAUGACUUGUGGCGCUUGCACCUCGAGUGUGCAGAAUGCCUUUGUCGAUGUUGACGGCGUGGUUCAGUUCAACAUCAGUCUCCUCGCCGAACGCGCCGUGAUCGUACAUGAUCGGUCAAUUUUGACCGCUAAGGCUAUCUUGACACUCGUGGAAGAUGCUGGAUUUGAUGCGUCGAUCGUGUCAUCCGAAGCGCAAGAACCUCUCUCGAGGAAAACGCAGCAGCUUCAUCUCACUCUUCACGGAUUACGAGACGCCGCAUCCGCCUCUGCGCUAGAAAGGGAUCUCUCCUCCAGGCCUGGAAUCAAAACCGCCUCCAUCACAUUAUCAAAUUCCCAAUUGAGUGUUGCCUUUGAUACAUCCGUUAUUGGUAUUCGAUCUGUCUUCGAUGUGAUUGAAGCUGCUGGAUAUAACGCGCUGAUCACGGAUUUGGAUGACACCAACGCACAGUUGGAAUCAUUAUCUAAAACCAAGGAAAUCCAAGAAUGGCGACGGGCUUUUAUCGUGUCUGUUUCUUUUGCGGUUCCCGUAUUCUUUAUCAACAUGCUGCUUCCUAUGUAUAUGCACCCAAUUGAUUUUGGGCGGUUUCAGCUCUUUCCUGGUCUUUAUCUGGGAGACUUGUUAUGCCUUACUCUCACUAUACCAGUGCAAUUUGGCAUUGGUCGGCGGUUUUACAUCUCUAGCUUCAAAUCUUUGAAGCACAAAUCUCCCACUAUGGAUGUUCUUGUUAUGCUAGGCACAUCGGCUGCCUUCUUCUACAGCUGUUUCACCAUGGCGAUGGCUAUCUUUAGCGACUACCACAAGCGGCCGAGCACCGUCUUUGAUACUAGUACUAUGCUCAUCACAUUCAUCACUUUAGGAAGAUGGUUGGAGAAUCGCGCUAAGGGGCAGACGUCUGCAGCGCUCUCCCGCCUUAUGUCAUUGGCUCCAUCCAUGACUACUAUCUACGAAGAUCCUAUUGCAGCAGAAAAAGUGGCUGAUGGCUGGGCAUCUUGGGAUGGUCAGCCCGUUUUGGCUGAAGAUUCAACCGUGAACCAGAAACUCAUCCCUACAGAACUGAUCCAGGUCGGGGACAUUGUCGUUCUUCACCCCGGUGACAAGGUGUCUGCUGACGGUAUCGUGAUUCGCGGCGAGAGUUAUGUGGAUGAGAGUAUGAUUACAGGUGAAGCAUUGCCAAUCCACAAGAAGAAAGGCAGCUACGUCAUUGCUGGUACUGUCAACGGCACUAGUGCGGUUGAUUUCAAAGUCACCCGGGCAGGCAAGGAUACCCAGUUAAGUCAGAUUGUCAAAUUGGUCCAGGAUGCACAGACAAGUCGGGCUCCAAUCCAACGCAUGGCGGAUAUCGUGGCUGGCUACUUUGUGCCCACUAUCAUCUGCCUUGGCCUGGUAACCUUUUUCGGUUGGAUGAUCCUCAGCCAUAUCCUACCUAACCCACCCAAAAUCUUUAAAUCUGAAGAAGCGGGUGGCAAAGUUAUGGUCUGUCUGAAAUUAUGUAUUUCAGUGAUUGUUUUCGCUUGUCCUUGUGCUUUGGGUCUUAGUACACCUACCGCCGUGAUGGUUGGAACUGGUGUUGGUGCUGAAAAUGGAAUCUUAGUCAAGGGCGGUGCUGUCCUCGAGGCUGCAACCAAAGUGAACCAUGUUGUCUUUGACAAAACAGGUACCUUGACCACAGGCCGGAUGAGUGUCGCUCAUACCCGGAUCGAACCUCAAUGGACGGCAAAUGAUUGGCGUCGCCAAUUAUGGUGGCUUCUUGUCGGUCUAGCCGAGACAGGCAGUGAGCACCCAAUCGGACGCGCCAUUCUAUCCGAAGCUAAGACAGAAUCUGGUCACCCUGGAGAAGACGGCCUUCCAGGAAGCAUUGGAGAAUUUGAUGCCUGCGUUGGCCAGGGAAUUUCGGCAACUGUUGAGCCAUCAACAUCCGGCGAGCGUACCCGCUACCAGGUUCUUUUGGGUAACGCAGAGUUCUUGCGCUCAAACGAAAUACCCGUGCCGGAAUCUGCUGAUCCCGAAUCAUCGGGAACCAAUGACUCCGAGGAAUUGAGGCCCAAACCCACUGGCGCUGGAUCUGGCAUUACUCGGAUCCAUGUCGCAAUUGACAAGCGAUACGCAGGAACGAUUUCCCUUCGUGAUAGUGUCAAGGAUAGUGCAGUCGCGGCAGUGGCUGCCCUGCAUCGCAUGGGCAUUGCAAUUUCCAUGGUCACGGGUGACACUCUGUCAUCAGCGAUCUCAAUCGCAACCGCCGUUGGCAUCCCCUUAUCUUCGGUCCACGCCUCUGCCUCCCCAUCUGACAAGCGCACCAUCAUCUCCCGCCUCCAGAUGAGCGGAGAGCGAGUCGCUAUGGUUGGAGAUGGCAUCAACGACUCUCCUGCUCUGGCCACUGCUUCUGUUGGAAUUGCCCUGGCCUCCGGCACCGAUGUCGCGAUGGAAGCGGCAGAUAUUGUUCUCAUGCGCCCGGAUGAUCUCCUGACCGUACCAGCUAGUCUCUCCCUGUCGCGCACUGUCUUCACUCGCAUCAAGAUGAACCUUGUCUGGGCAUGUCUCUACAACGUCAUCGGCCUGCCCUUCGCAAUGGGCAUCUUCCUACCUUUCACUGGCUUCAUGCUUCCUCCCAUGGCAGCCGGCGCUGCCAUGGCUAUGUCCAGCGUCUCGGUUGUUGUCAGUAGUCUACUUUUGAAGCUUUGGCGUCGUCCCUCCUGGAUGGACAUUGACCGCCUUGAAAAAGAGGUCAACUCCGGUGCUAUCUCCGCUACUGGUCGUGCACGCCAUUCUCGCAAAGCUAGCUGGUGGUCACCUGCUACCAUCCUAUCCCCUGACGAUCCACGCUCGGCCCGUCGCUACGUUGUGCAUGUUAUUGCUGCGCUAUGGUCAGUGGCAACUGGCAAGCAAUCGGCUCGAGAAGAUGAGGGCUAUGUCCCACUACAAACUGUUGAACCUGUAUGA